GUCAUUUGAAGAGCAGAUGUUCUUUGUCCGUUAUGUAAUUUCCAUUCCAUAUUUCAUGUCAAACAACAAAAUAACUGCUUUGUUUUCGUUUGCAAGUUCGUAGGUUGAUUUUCUACGUCAAACAGAAAAGCAAAUUCCCAGUUGAAUCAGCCUUUGUUUACAAAAUAGAACUGAUUAUUGAGAUAAAGUGAAGAAGGCAAUUUAAAUGUUGCAGAUAUGGCAAACAUAAUCCCAUCAAACAGUUCCAAACAGCCUAUGAAGGUAUUAGAAGUGCCUUUGAACAAGUUUUCUGAUGAGGUAGUGCCCCAUCAUCAGAAUGUAUUCGAGCAGUACAAAGGGGGAAUCCAAAAGCUGGUUGCACUCAAUAACACAAAGCAACUCAAAAAAGAAAUAAAGGAGAAGAAGCGUACAGUGAAACAGCUUAGAGAUUUAAUGUAUGAACUAGAUACAUUACGAACACAAGUUGAGGAUGAAGAUUUAGAUAAAUUUGACAUCAAAACACUUUCACUUAGAAAAAUAAUCAUCAAUUUAAUCAAUGGUUAUACUGAACUAGAAAAAUCCGCGGAAAAAUUAAUACAGGCAGAAGAAAUAAAGAUAACAUCUGAGAAGGAAAAUUGCAAUCCAUUUGAAGGAGCUUCACAACUUCAACUGCAGGAGAAUCUAAAUGAUUUGAAGUUGAAACAACAUAGAGAACAGUUAGCUAGGGUGGAAAAUAUAAAUAAAGAUGUGGAAGACUUGCAUGAGAUAUACAGGGACCUGCAUGGAAUGGUGGAGACUCAAGCAACUCAUGUAGAUCAAGUUGAGGAGAGUGUAGAGAGUACUCAAAAGAAUGUAGAAGGGGGUUUGAAGCAUCUAGUUAAUGCUCACAAAUUAAAGGCAGUGGCAUAUCCGGUUACAGGCGCUUUUCUGGGUGGCAUGCUUGGUGGCCCGGUCGGCCUGGUGGCGGGACUCAAAGUAGGAGGAGCAGCGGCGAUAGGCUGCGCCAUCGCUGGAUACACUGGUGGGAGGCUAUUUGGUAAGUGGAGAGGCGCAGAAAGUAUUCAAGAAGAAGCGGACAAAGAGGCAGAGAAGAGGCAACAAGAAGUAACAGUAGUGGCAGAAAAAAAGGACAUUUGACAGACGUGUUAUCCAGGGUGUUAUCUUUGUUGAAUUAUCAAAGAUAUGUUUAUCGAUAUGGGAAUCACGUACUUGUGUACAUAGAUAGCUGAAAUUUUGGUAGGCUCUUCAAAUGGACUUAUUUUUUAUUACAGAAACUGCUAGAGUAAAGCAAGCAUUAGCACGUUUUGAAUUACAUUUUCUUAUUACAGAAUACUGUUUUAAUGUAUCAUCUAAAGGCAGCAAAAAUACAAUUCGGCUUAUGAAAAAAAGAAAUAUAUCAUGCUUAGACGUUUGAUUUUCGAAUUCUGAUCCUGCUACUAUUUUGGGCGUUUCCUAUUGUAAAUGACAUCACUCGUUUAGAUAAAACAAGUGUACAUAUUUUUGAUGUUUAAUUGUAAUACAUCACUUUAUUUUUAUACCUGCGUUUGUAGUAAUAUAGCCGAGUGUAGUUCAUAAGCUUACAGGAAGUAAAUAGCAAAUUACUCUGAGCAGUGACCAAGAGUAAAGAACCAUGCUAAUAUGUCUGACCACAAGAAGGUUUAGUUUAACACUAUAGGAAAUUUAUAUUUAAAAUCAUGAAUAUUAUGGUUAUUAAUACGAUCCUCUUACUCAAUCCGGCAACGCUCUAUUGACAUAAUAUGACAUUAGCGUACACUGCCUCAGUUACAGCGACGUGCGAUAACCUAUUAUGUUCAUUUCUUCUCUGUCACACCCUCUUUAUCAAAUUGGUGAAUCCAGGAAGACAUUAAUCAUAGUAGUAUAAAUGGGGCUUUCAUAUUGUUAAGCUUAGGGUCACAGUGAUCUUUUUCGUGUGUGAUAUCUAAGAUUAUAUAAUACUUUUACUGGCGUUUGAUUUGAUUUAUAAUAUUAAUAUCCUGAGAAACAGAUCUGAUGUAUCAAACGAUCCAGAAAAUGUAUAUGCAUAUUUGUUAUUUUGUGAUAUGCUUGACUUUAGUAAUACAAAGCUGUUUUUUGUAAUCAUUUUUCUAGGUUCAGGAUCUCCGGGAAUGUUCAAUUCUUUAUCAACUACCAUGGAGUAUUUUUACUUUUUGUAGAUUAUUAUGAUUCACCCCAGAUACUGCACAAUAUAAAAGGAUUAGUCGUAUCUAAAAUGUAAUGCUAGUAAGCUACAUACAUUGUCUGACUUUUAUUUUAUUUAUAUUUAAUAGGCUUUGUGAAUAGGCACUGUGAAAAAAAAUCAUGAAUAAAUAAUAGUAAUCCUUAGCUGAGUUUGAUUGAUGUGUUUCCCAAAUGGAUUAAUAGGUAUUCCGUGCAUCAUAUAAUAUAAACUGUUCUACAACAUAAGGUGUUAAAUUCAAUGAAAUAUUUUCCACCGCAAUUAUAGCAAAAUGAGUUUAUUGUGGCUACUAGGGGUGAUCUGCUGCAUUAACCUAAUUGAGUGUCUGCCACAGACAAAUAAAAGCAUUAACCUACAAAGUAAGUACUUAUAUUGCCUAUAGUAUUCGCAAGGUGUGCUAGGUGCAUUUUUAUGCAGUUAUGUAUAUUUUAUAUGAAAUGUGCAAAUUUUUUUAUAUAAAUCUGCGGGGCCAAUGGAAUUUGUUCUCAGAAGUGCUGCUUAAGCAACACCCUUCUCCUCCGCUCGUCUAUUUUUAAUCACCGACAGAUGAAAAAAUUCCUAAGACCCCCUAGACCAAUUACUAAAUCCGCCACUUCUCGUUUGCCAAAUGAAAUUAGCAUGUAUAGUAGUGAAUGUUAAAUUAUAGUCUUAUGAACUAUAUCACUAACCGGUUAUAAUUGCUGGAUACACAAUAGGUGCGGUGGAAUGAGAUGAAAUCUCUGCACACAAGCAAAUGGCUGGGGUCGAGGGGGAGGUGUUUCUUACUGAUGUUAGUAUAAUCUGUUUUCAGAUGAAGCAAAUACUU
Acanthoscelides obtectus is the source of this 2981-nucleotide messenger RNA. The record is from the annotation of a GenBank genome assembly. Lineage: Eukaryota; Metazoa; Arthropoda; Insecta; Coleoptera; Chrysomelidae.